Strongyloides ratti is the source of this 2037-nucleotide messenger RNA. RefSeq lists its product as hypothetical. The record is from RefSeq and is a predicted model, not a curated record. Bases 1 to 2037 code for a protein of 678 amino acids. The transcript has a single exon. Lineage: Eukaryota; Metazoa; Nematoda; Chromadorea; Rhabditida; Strongyloididae.
AUGAAUGUAAAAGUUGUUGGACUAAAACAAAAUACAAUAGUUAAAACAUUUUCUAUUAGUAAAAAAAAACUUGAAGAUACUGUUUAUUUUGGAAAUAAAUUAGGUCUUAAACAAUUGAAUAUCAUUAGUAUUAAUAUGGAUGAUUUUACAAAUGAAGAAGGUGUUAAAGUUACAUUAAAUAAAGGUGAUGGUGUAAUAAAGUAUGCAACAGUUUAUACACCAUUAAAUGGUAAUGGAAUUAAAAGUCUAGAAGUUGCUAAAUUUGAUAUGUAUUGUAAUGUAUUUGUCUGUGAAGGAGGAAUUGUAUUGCUUUCUACCAAAAAAUUUGGAUCUGAAGAUGAUGUUAAUAUUGAUGAUGUACCUCACGCUUUUUUUUUAACAUAUUUUAGUACUAAAAAUUACAUAGCUAAAACUUUACCAACUGAUGUUAAAGUUCCAAAUGCUUAUGAAUGUCCAAAACAAGGUUGGAUUCAUCCAAAAAGUUUAAUGAAAUUUGAAUACCAUCCUUCAACAGGACCAAUUGAUGCAAAAUUAAUUCAUCAUUCUUUGGACCAUAAUUAUUUAUACAGUAAAGUCUAUAAGCAAAUAUUUAUGUCUCCAUUAGUACCUGAUAAAAAUUCUACAAUAAAAACUUGCAAUAUAGUUACAAUGUAUGAUAAAUCAGUUUUAAAGUGGAGUUAUGGUUUAAAGUAUGAAACAAAUAAUGUACCAGAAAGUAUUAUAGAUUUUCAAGAAGUGAAUGGUCAAUCAUUAACUUGUAGAGAAGCAAUAACAAUUCAGAAUAGUCACAAUUAUCUUUUUAUUGCUUAUAUAGACAAUAAUGCCGUUGGAAAAGACAAAAGAAAGUUUAGUUAUCAAACUUUCAUUCCAACCCAUUUUUAUUAUAAAUCAAUAUUUUUAGUAUACAAUAUUUAUGGUGGUGACGAUAGAUAUACUAAUUUAGUUGAUGCACCAAAAAUUCCAUUAAAAGCAGUAUGUUACUAUAAAUUAAAAAAUAUACCUGAAACAUUAAAAAUUAAUAUUGAGCUUGAAACAAGUGUUAAAUUGGGUAAAGAUAUAGCAUUACCUGAUUAUAAACAAGCAAAAACAAUAAUAGUAGAAAAAAAUGCUUUUGCUUUAACCAGUGAAAAAAUCAUUGAUAUAAAAUGUAAAGGUAAAACUCAUGUUAGCAAACCUGAACAUCAAAGUAUGUUUAAAAAGUACUUUGAUCAAUUUCUUACACCUCAGUUUGUUAAAGUUGAAGGAUUAAAUAAUAUAGAUAAAGCUGUUGAAGAUCCAAGUGAUAAUAAAGUUAUAACAUUUAAGGAAGGUAAUAUGGAUUACUAUGGUCUUUAUAAAUGUAUACCAAAUCAAAGAGAGCAUCAUAUUCCUAUUGAUCAAGCAGAUCAUUUUGUCAUUCUUCCAGAAGACGGUAUGGUUUUGAAACUUCCUGUUCGAGUUCAUCAUCAAGAAACUAUAAAUUCUUGGUGUAUUCUAGAAUAUCCAAAUUUUGCCAAACUAGUACAAGUAUCUAUGGAGUUUCAAGGUAAAAAAACAGUAACAAGUUUAAAUGAAUUAUAUCUAAGUGAUCAUUUUAUUCUUAAUGAAGAAAAAAAAAGAAUUGAAUUUAAAACAAUUUUACGCAAAGGUGAUAUUAUGAAAUGCAGUUAUGAUACUGUAUAUGGUACCAGAUUAACAACAUCUUUCAAUUUUGACAAUGAAAAAGAAUUAAUGAAAGGUAAAGCGGCGGAAACUGUUAUAUAUACAGAUAGAACUACAUUUAUAGUUGUUGCUGUAGUUGCCUUUGUAGUUCUGAUUGCUGCCGCUGUUGCUGUAUUUCUCUUUAUAAGAAUUAAAAGAAAACGUCGCAUGAGAUCAGAAGAAUGUUCAUUAUCAGGAAGUUUAUCAAAAACAAGUAAAUCUAAAAAAAGUAAAUCAUCCAAAAGUAAGAGCAAUUCAAAAUCAUCAAAAAGUAAUAGUUCAACUUCUAAAUCUAAAAAAAGUAAAUCAGCAUCUAAAUCACAAAUUAAACCAACUGUAACUUUAUCAGCAAGAUAA